This is a messenger RNA of Kickxella alabastrina, 943 nucleotides long. Its product is annotated as Frag1/DRAM/Sfk1. The coding region runs from base 65 to 799 and encodes 244 amino acids. The record is from RefSeq and is a predicted model, not a curated record. Gene Ontology annotation, cellular component: endoplasmic reticulum membrane; Golgi membrane. The transcript has 3 exons. Gene Ontology annotation, biological process: GPI anchor biosynthetic process. NCBI's taxonomy places the organism in Eukaryota, Fungi, Kickxellomycota, Kickxellomycetes, Kickxellales, Kickxellaceae.
AUUUCAAAGAUUUUCAGCUUUAUUUUUAUAUUCCUCACCUAUUUUAUUGAUACAUUUAUUCAGCAUGGCAGGCGUUGCUACAGUUCAAAGGGUUACCGGAUGGUGGAUCCCCUUCCUCCACACAGUGUUCGCAUCGACCGCCUUUCUCGGAGCACUGGUGAUCGGGUGGAAUCUUUACUACUUCAAAAUCGUCAAGAACGAGCACUACGGCUACCCGCAAGAAUGGUUCCCUUCGGUCUCGGCGACCAUAGGCGAUCGCUACCAAGGCCGGAGCUUCUUCCAAAUUUUCAUCGCACUUACCAGCCCCUCACGCCUGCUCCUCCAUGUCUUCUGGUACGUCCUCCUAGCGCGCGCAGUGCCCAGAAAGGCCAAGGCGCUCUUCUGGGUCGGCUUCCUGCGCACAUGGACAUGCGGUGGCUGGGUCUACGUGACGUCUGGCGAUGACCACGAUGUGCACGACAUCAUGAUGAUCUUGUACAUGCUCCUGACUGUGCCGUACAUGAUCCUAUUGGUCAAAUCGUGCGACAAGUCAAUGUUCACUCAUAGCGCUCGGGCUUUGGCUUUGAAUAAGACUAGGCGCAGGUGGGUGAGCGCGCUAUUCUUUGGGUCCAUUCCGCCGAUGAUCUACUUUUUCAUCAACCACAAGGUUCACAAGGUUCCUGGCGCAUAUACUACGUAUGCGUUCUUUGAGUGGGCGCUUAUCGUGUUCGAUGUCAUGUUCGACUCACUGGCUAUGGUCGAGUUCAAGGCCCUGGAUCUGGCCAUCAUCCCGAACAAGGCGGACGGGCUGCGCAGCUGAGCAUACAAGUAUAUACAUAUGUGAACAUGCGAGAGCGGGCACGGGCUGGCAGACAGACAAGUUGCACUUGUCUAUUGUGCAAUCAUUGUUCCAUUUUUGACUUAUCGAAAAUAAAUAAACAAGCAAACAAUUAUUAAAUUGUAA